Astyanax mexicanus (Mexican tetra) is the source of this 18698-nucleotide messenger RNA. It is a transcript of the gene vcana, whose product is annotated as versican a. The record is from RefSeq and is a predicted model, not a curated record. Gene Ontology annotation, molecular function: calcium ion binding; hyaluronic acid binding. NCBI's taxonomy places the organism in Eukaryota, Metazoa, Chordata, Actinopteri, Characiformes, Acestrorhamphidae. The coding region runs from base 320 to 16933 and encodes 5537 amino acids. The transcript is spliced from 15 exons. Gene Ontology annotation, biological process: cell adhesion.
UGGAUGAGCUGCUGGAGCUGGCCGCAGAUCUGUAAGGGUCUCUGAACAGCGAGCAAGGCAGCCAGAGUCACUGCAGCACUCACUCUCACUCACUGCAGGAGAAGAGGAGCAGGCAGGGCUGCUGUCUGGGGAAUAAAGCUCUCAGCCGCAGGGACACACACACUCAUAUAUACACACACACACACACACUGAGUCUUCGUGGGCACUGUUUUAUGCUGUUUUAUAUGGACUCUGGACUCGCACUGGAGCUUAACACUGGAAUUUAAGGACGUCUGAAGACUGCUUUACCUUUGGAAUUAUAUUUUAUCAUUAAAGGAAGAUGUUACUGAAUAUAAAACAUAUACUGUGGUUAUUCUGCCUGUGCCAGACGUCCCACGCAUUUGUCUCUAGCUCCCUAACAGUGAUGCGGCCAGUGAGCGGCUCUCUCUCGGGGAAGGUGGUCCUGCCGUGUCACUUCUCCACCCUGCCCACCGCGUCGCCCAGCAAUACCACGAUCUCAGCAACAGACUACCUGCGUAUCAAAUGGACCAAGAUGGACGGCGAAGUGGAGUCGACAGUCCUUGUGACCCAAAACGGUGUCAUUAAAAUCGGGCCGGGCUACAGGAACCGAGUGUCUGUGCCAAGUCAUCCGGAAGACAUUGGGGAUGCCUCUUUAACUGUGGUCAAACUACGGGCCAGUGAUGCUGGAACUUACCGGUGUGAGGUCCUGUAUGGCAUUGAGGACACUCAAGACACGGUCAACCUGAACGUCAAUGGUGUUGUUUUCCAUUAUCGGGCAAAGAGCAGUAGAUACACCUUGAACUACAAUGAGGCUGUUGAGACCUGCAGAAAUGUUGGGGCUACCAUUGCCACUGUGGAUCAGUUGAAAGCUGCCUAUGAGGAUGGAUUUGAUCAGUGUGAUGCAGGCUGGAUAGCAGACCAGACAGUAAGAUACCCCAUAACUAUGCCAAGGCCUGGCUGCUCUGGGAACUUGCCUGGAAAACCUGGCGUCCGCUCAUAUGGACUUCGACAGCCUGAGGAGACCUACGACGUGUACUGUUAUGCAGACAAGCUUGACGGCGAGGUGUUCUUUGCUCCUACCACACGGAAGAUGUCAUUUGAGGAGGCCAAGGCUGACUGUGAGAACAGGAACGCAGUACUGGCCUCACCUGGUCAGCUCCACUCCGCCUGGAGGAAAGGUCUGGACCGCUGCGACUACGGCUGGCUCUCUGACGGAAGUGCCCGCCACCCGGUCGCUGUACCCAGAAUGCAGUGUGGCAGAGGUCUGCUCGGGGUCCGAACCAUGUACCGCUACCGCAACCAGACGGGCUUCCCUGAGCCCACCAUGAAACUCGGAGCAUACUGUUUCAAAGGUCGUGAGCUCUUCAACCAGACAAACUGGGUGGAUGUCACAAUCCAGGGUGGUACAACCACCUCACCGACCACAGCCCAGACUACCUCCUUUGGCACAGAAGCAACCCUGGAACAUAAUGAAUCCCCUAACACACAGGCCAUGUCUGUCGAUGAUUCUGGGAACCUGGACCCAACAGAGCCUCCCUCCAUGUUUUCCACAAGCAUGGCCCCACCAACCGUUACACAUGCUUCUGUCAACCCUGAAUCACAGACUAGCCCACAUGUGGCAGCCGUGACAGUGGAAUCUGAAGAAGAUGACUUUAACAUUGAAGAAAUUGGCAUGAAAGUCCCAGACGUGCUACAGGAACGUGGAGAUGUCGUCCGUGUAGAAUCUACAAGAGAACCCGGCACAGAGACACCACCUGAAUAUACGGAAGAUCACAGUGUGAUUAAAGUGGGCACAGUUCCUCCUGAUGUUCCCCUCCCGGCAUCUCCAAGCACAGAUCCCAUGUUUGCUGAAGGAAAAACUGAGGAAUCUACGGUGAAGUUCAUGCCAGACUCCAUGUUGACAGAUUCGGAAGGAGCUUCACAGUCUGGUACAGAAGAAACGCCAGGAGCUACCCAACCAACAGUGGAGAUCGGUGGCACUCAAUCAUCUUCAUCAAGUAAACCAAUAACUUCCACACAGAAAGACCACCUAAGUUCACCCCAAACGCCAGUGCAUAUACUCUCACCAGAUUCCCAGGAGAGCAGUUCCAGAGCAAACAUGGAAACAGAUGAUGCUGGCUUCCCUGGUACCACAGGUAUUCAUCAUCUGACCACAGUAGAAAAUAUAUCUCCUACAGAAGAAACCCAGACUACUGCUCUUCCUGACUAUGAUGACAAAGCCACUGAGGUUGGUGUUGAGGCUGGACCACCAAGCCAACCAAACACCAGUCCAAAAUAUGACGUGUCAGAUGUCUCAGAAGAAGUUACCACCCCAGCAACAACUACUGAGCCCACUGUUACAUUCACAACCUUCAUGUGUAACACUCAGCCUGGAUCUCAAACAGAAUCGACAACCUCAGAAAUGGAAGCAAUAGAGCAAUCCACCAGCCCUGUUGAAGAUAGCUCUCAAGCAUCGAUUGACUCCGUCACCAAAUCACCAGAGUUAACAGACCACGAAACCCUGGAACCCAUUAGCACCACACCUCCUUCUCAAGCGACCACACCAGCAUCAUCUAAACUUUCCACACCCAUCGGGAUGGAAACUACCUCUGCACCCAGUGAAUCAUUGUCCGAGAACCCAUCAACAAGUAAAGCAACUGUAGUGGACGAACCAUCUGCAGGAGCUUCAGGCACUACAGAUAAUACCCCUAGUUUCACUGAGACAAUGCUAGAAAGCAAGGACACCCCCACAGACACUGAUACUGAGCAGAAGUCACCGGUGACUGUUUCUCCUUCUACAAGUUCCGCAAAUUGUACCGUGUCGGCUGAUGGUAUGUCCAUCCAUGUGAUCGUCAUUAACAUUGACAAGCAGAUGGAAAAUAUUACAGCGGACCUGGACUCCCUUCUUUCCAUGGGCCAGAUCCCUGUUGUCCCAGAGGUACCCCAUGACCUCAUUCCUUCCCCUGUGGAUGGUGAGCCCAUUUUGAACAGUCCUACUCAUGAAUUUGAAUCUCUUGAUGCCACCACUCUGCCCACACUGACAACAUCUCAGUUUGAUUACAUGAUCGAGGUUGACACAACACAGGAUGAGUCACAUGAGCCAAGUCAAGGUGUAACCUCAGAUGUUUUCUUUAGCACAGUGGAGCCAACGUAUGAUUAUAGCCAUGAACCGUUUCAUGUAGAAGCAUCCCCUGCAUCACAUCUUGUGCCAGAUCCUGAAUAUGAGACACUCAUGCAUGAGGGAACCAUCGUACCAAGUACAUCCUUUGCAGCUACAACUGUGAGAAGCUCUUCUGUAACACUCCACCAACCAUUGACAGAGUCUGCAUCAGAAGCUUCUACAGACACUUCUCCAGAGCAGAACACAACAGUGCUGUCAUCUACAGCAGAUCCCAACACUAGAGUAGUCACUAAAGAUCCUAACCAGGUGGAAAUAAGUGUGGACGUUUCGUCCAGGACCCCACCAGCUGGCUCAGAAAUGUUAACUUCUAAGCCAGUAGAUGGGCUAGAGUCAUCUGUUCCUGUCGAGGACACUACACAAGUUCCGGAUAUUAAAACAGUGGAGACACCAGGCAGUUCCUCAGCUGCAACAAGAACUGAAAAGCCAGUAGUUGUGUCCUCCACUGAUAUGGCCGAGGCAGUCACAGUCACUUUCUCUGAAGAGGACAGUAGCAUAGCAAGACAUGAGGCAACCAAUUCUGAGAGUAGUGCUCCAACUGUGUUUACCAUACCUCAGAAUGUAUCUACGACUGUUCCAUACCCUGUAGAGAUUGAAACAAAGGAGAUUUCAACCUCAACCACCACAGGGGCAGACAUCACUAAUCUAAAAUCCACUACUGCAGAUCCAAGAUCAGAUGGCAGCCAAGCUCUUGAUUUCUUUUCAACAAAGCCUUCAUCAUUGGACAGCAUAAUGUCAGAAACUGUAAAGUUCCAAACAGAAGGGACAAAAAUAUCUACAGAACAGGUGUCUACCAAUGAUUUCUUUGUGGAAACAUCAAGCGUAUUUGACAAAUCAACUGUGGCACUAACACCAGUGGUUACCUUAUCUGCAGAGGAGAAAACCCAUGAAGAUGUGCUCUCAGUUACGGGUUCAGAAGUUCCUACAGUGCCAGGUUUUUCAUUUUCUGACAGUGAUGGUUCAGGAGAACCGACAACAGAGAUUUCAGUCACAGAAUCCUUUACAGUUCUUCCACUGGAUACUAAUAUUACAAUUACAGCUGAUGAAAAUGUCACUAAAACACCUCAGAUUGUCCAAACCAGUGAAGAUAAAUCAGUCCAGCCUGACCAUACAUCCUCUUGGAGUACAACAAUGGCACCUGAGAGCCCAUCUGAGAAAGUGAAGGCAAGUUCAAGUUCAACACAUGUUGUGACUUUUAAAGAGGGUACAUCAAAAACUGAGACAUAUAGCACAGUGCCUUUGUCCACUCUUGAAAUAACUGAGUCCAGUGUAGUCCAUACAUUUAGUGAAGUGGUUACUCCACACACAACUUUAAGGAGUGAUGUUUCCACUGAGUAUGGACCAGAUUCUACUGUGCUUCCCAAAACUACAGCAACCACAGGGUUCUCUGAAUCAGUGGAGUCUACAGAGUCAACAUCAUUGCCUGUACAUUCAUCACCCCAAGCUUUAGGUACCAUUUCUACCAUUUCUACCAUUUCUUCUUCAGUCUCUGCAAGUAAUUACACCACCAAUGAGGCAACAGUGGAAUCAGUGUAUACAGUACAUGCCAAAACCACUAAAGAAAUCACUGUUGGUGAGGAUACUACUGUUGCACCAGUUCAUGCAGGUUCUUCAGAGGGUGGCUCAGGUGAUGACUCAGAGGUGUUCACAACAGUGCAUCCUACAGUGGUCUACACCACAUCACACAGUCUCGCUGGCACAGAGACCAUGAUAGUCCAAACAGAAGCAACACCAGGGCCAUCAUCAUGGUCAUCCAAAGUGCCUAUUAUUGAUGCUUCUGAAGUAAUGUUCACCUCAAGAGAGAGCACACAAGAGAUAACAGAUAGAUUUAGUGUGGAGUCCAUAGGAACUGCCUCUAUGAUGUUUAGUACUGGGGAAACAAUAAGCCAAGCUACACCAUCAAGUUCAGAGUCAGCUUUCAUCCUUCCUGAAGCAGUAGGGACAGAUGAUCAGACAUUUGGUAAAUCCACCCUUUCCUCACCAUCUGUAACAUCAUUUUCAACUGCAGGCCAGGGAGGUCUUUCCACUUAUUCCACAGCAAUAAACCUGCAUGUCACAGAGCUACCUCACUCUGAGGUAACAUCAGUAAAAGUCCAGGUUACUACCACAGCACCAGCCAUGAUGGGCUCAAGUCAUACUGUCAAAUUAUUGACUCCUACAGAUGGAACAACAGUACAACCAGCAACAGACUACACAAAGGGAGCAGAGAGUGGUAAGCCAUCUUCAGCUGUACCAAGUGCUCAUAUCACUUCAAGCUUGUUUUCUUCAACAGGGGAUAAGUCAUCUGCUGUCACGGACAUUGAUUUGUCCAGCACAACCCCUUUUGCUCAAAUGCACAGUACAGUAUUUGAAAUUGAACAGGACACAGAAAAAACAUCAGGGAGCAUUUCUACUACUACUGUUGCUCCAAACUCAGUCUCAUCUGAUUCAAUACUGCCAGGGUUUGACUGGUCUGGUCCAUCUGUAACAGAGGUGGUUGUGAGUUCACCAUCUUUACUAAGUACACUGAAACCAACACUCUCAUCAUAUCAAGGCACUGUGGAUGCUAAGUCCUCGACAAGUUCACCAGCACAGCACACCAGUGAAGCAGACUCAGGAGAUAAAAAUACUGAGUUUCCUUUUGUUGGUCAUCUGACACAAUCAGUCAUCCCAGCUCAAACAAGCUCAAUUGUUAGUCAGGCUACUAUGUCGAAUCUACCUACUAGUCAAGCUCCAGAGGAGCCAGAGGGUUCUGUUGAGAAUAAUGAAGAUGUAUCUAAUGUGGGCAUUCUUGAAGCAGGUCCUCCUCCACAAACUCCAUCAACCAAGGCUGACCAGUCUAGCCUAUACACAACAGAGGCAGUUGAAACUGCUCCUACUCCAACUGAGUCACAGAGACCAAGUGAAGCAACAGAAAUGACAACUGACCUCAGCCAUCCUACAGGUGAAUCAAUCACAGAACCACAGUCAGAAGAUUCAUUAUUGGAAAAGACUUCAGUCAAAGAAUCAACCAGUGUCACAAUCACUUCAAGCUCAUUGUCUUCCACAUCAGAUGAUGAGAAUUCUGGUGAGAAGGAAAUUGAAUUGACCAGCACAACUUCUUUUGGUCAAGUGCACAGUACAUCUGCAACUGAACAGGAUGUGACAGGAUCAAGUGUAGGAGCAACCUCAGAGAGUACAUCUGGUCAUACUACAGCUGCACCAAUAUCAAGGUCAAGCCAUAGAUCAACAGAGUCUCAAUGGUCCAGCCAAACUACGGCAGAGACUGUUGAACCCAUUCAUACUACUGAAUCACACAGUCCAAGCUACAUGACUACAAAGACUAGUUCAGCAGGAUCAUCCCAAUCAAUUCAGACUACAGUAGAAUCUUUCAGUAAGUCAGAUGACACAUUGUUAGAGAGGACUUCUGUGGAAGAAUCAACAAGUGCCAGUACAUUUACAACUGGACAAGACACACAACAGGACACAGAAAAAACAUCAGAAACGACAGCUGACAUCAGCCAUCCUUCUGUAGUAUCAAUCCAACCAAUCCACAGUACAGCAGAAUCUUUCAGCGAGUCAGUCAAAGAAUCAACAGGUGUCAGUAUCACUUCAGGCUUAUUGCCUCCUGUGCCAGAAUUUUCAGGCGAUGGGGAAGUUGAUGUGUUCAACACAACAGCAGGGACAAUUUCUUCUAGUACUGUACAGUCUAUCACAUCUGUCCAUACUACAGUAACAACAUUGUCCCAGUCAAACCACACAACAACAGAGUCUCACUGGUCUAGCCCAUCUAAAACAGAAGAAGUUGAAACCGUUCUCACUCCAACUGAGUCACACAGCUCUAGCUCCCUGACUGACACUGACAUCAGCCAUACUUCAACAGUAUCAAUUCACAGUACAGCAGAAUCUUCCAGCGAGUCAGUCAAAGAAUCAACAGAUGGCAGUAUCACUUCAAGCUUAUUACCUUCUGUGCCAGAAUUGUCAGGUGAUGGGGAUGUUGAUUUGUUUAACACAAUAGCAGGGUCCAUUUCUACUAGUUCUAUACAGUCUAUCACAUCUGCCCACACUACAGUAACACCAAUGCCCCAAUCAAGCCACAAAACAACAGAGUCCCACUGGUCUAGCCCAUCUAAAACAGAAGAAGUUGAAACCAUUUUCUCUACAACGGAGUCACACAGCUCUGGUUCCCUGACUGACACUGACAUUAGCAAUCUUUCAACAGUUUCAAUCCAACCAGUCCACACUACAGCAGAAUCUUUUAGCAAGUCAGUCAAAGAUUCAACAGAUGGCAGUAUCACUUCAAGCUUAUUGCCUUCUGUGCCAGAAUCUUCAGGCGAGGGGGAAGUUGAUCUAUUCAACACAAUAGCAGGAUCCAUUUCUACUAGUACUGUACAGUCUAUCACAUCUGCCCAUACUACAGUAACACCAAUGUCCCAAUCAAGCCACAAAACAACAGAGUCCCACUGGUCUAGCCCAUCGAAAACAGAAGGAGUUGAAACCAUUUUUACUACAACUGAGUCACGCAGCUCUAGUUCCCUGUCUGACACUGACAUCAGCCAUACUUCAACAGUAUCAAUCCAACCAAUCCACAGUACAACAGAAUCUUUUAGCGAGUCAGUCAAAGAAUCAACAGGUGGCAGUAUCACUUCAAGCUUAUUGCCUUCUGUGCCAGAAUCUUCAGGCGACGGGGAAGUUGAUCUGUUCAGCACAAUAGCAGGAUCCAUUUCUACUAGUAUUGUACAGUCUAUCACAUCUGCCCAUACUACAGUAACACCAAUGUCCCAAUCAAGCCACACAACAACAGAGUCCCACUGGUCUAGCCCAUUUAAAACAGAAGAUGUUGAAACCAUUUUCUCUACAACUGAGUCACACAGCUCAGGUUCUCAGACUGACACUGACAUCAGCCAUAUUUCAGCAGUAUCAAUCCAACCAAUGCACAGUACAACAGAAUUUUUCAGCGAGUCAGUCAAAGAAUCAACAGAUGGCAGUAUCACUUCAAGCUUAUUGCCUUCUGUGCCAGACUUUUCAGGCAAUGGGCCAGUUGAUUUGUUCAGCACAGUAGCUGGGACAAUUUCUACUAGUACUGUACAGUCUGUUGCAUCUGCCCAUACUACAGUAACACCAAUGUCCCAAUCAAGCCACAAAACAACAGAGUCCCACUGGUCUAUCCCAUCUAAAACAGAAGGAGUUGAAACCAUUCACACAACAGCUCAGUCACACAGUUCUAGUUCCCUGAGCGAAAAGACAACUGACAUCAGCCAUACUUCAACAGUAUCAAUCCAACCAAUUCACAGUACAACAGAAUCUUUCAGCGAGUCAGUCAAAGAAUCAACAGGUGGCAGUAUCACUUCAAGCUUAUUGCCUUCUGUGCCAGAAUUUUCAGGCGAUGGGGACGUUGAUCUGUUAAGCACAAUAGCAGGGAUCAUUUCUACUAGUACUGUACAGUCUGUCACAUCUGCCCAUACUACAGUAACACCAAUGUCCCAAUCAAGCCACAAAACAACAGAGUCCCACUGGUCUAGCCCAUCUAAAACAGAAGGAGUUGAAACCAUUCUUACUACAACUGAGUCACGCAGCUCUAGUUCCCUGACUGACACCAACAUCAGCCAUACUUCAACAGUAUCAAUCCAACCAAUGCACAGUUCAACAGAAUCUUUCAGCGAGUCAGUCAAAGAAUCAACAGGUGGCAGUGUCACUUCAAGCUUAUUGCCUUCUGUGCCAGAAUUUUCAGGUGAAGGGGAAAUUGAUCUGUUCAGCAAAAUAGCAGGGACCAUUUCUACUAGUACUGUACAGACUGGCGCAUCUGCCCAUUCUACUGUAACCACAAUGCCCCAACCAAGCCACACAAAAACAGAGUCCCACUGGUCUAGCCCAUCUAAAACAGAAGAAGUUAAAACCAUUCACACAACAGCUGAGUCACACAGUUCUAGUUCCCUGAGCGAAAAGACAACUGACAUCAGUCAUACUUCAACAGUAUCAUUCCAAGCAGUUCAUACUACAGAUGAAUCAAACACUGAUACAGAGGACAUGUCUUCCGGUGAUGGGGGCUUUGGUUUGUCCAGCACAAUCUAUUUUGCACAAGUGCACAAUACAUUUACAACUGGACAUGAUUUGGCAAGACCAACUGUAGGAGUAACAUCAGGCAGUACAUCUGGUCAUACUACUACAGCAGCAGCAGCAAUAAUAUCAGGAUCAAGCCAUACAACAACAGAGUCUCAAUGGUCUAGCCAAUCCACUGUACAAACUGUAUCUGAAAUCAUUCCUAUCACAAGUGAAUCCCCUAGACCUGUCCACACUAUAACAGAAUCUAGUUACAAAUCACCAGGAUCAACAGAGGAGUCACUUAUUAGUUCAACUUCUUUACUAAGUACAAAGAAACCGUCAGUGGAACCACAGUCGGUUAUCCCAUCUCAGACAUUUUCUCAUGCAAUUGAUGAAACCUUUUCUGAUACAACAACUUUAUUUUCAAGCACUGUCACCAGCCCUUCAAAGUCAUUUACUACUCAAGCCCCUAAUGAGCCAGAUGGUUCUGCUGAAGAACCUAAAGAAGGAUCUACUGAUUUAUCUAGUGUAGCUGUUCUUGAGGCAGGUCCUCCAUCACAACGUCCAUCAACAGAAGAUAUGCCAGCCACACCAUCAGUGGCAAUUACCAAAGAGACAACAUCAGCUUUUCCCACUUCGCCUCUAACAGUUACAGUAACAGCCUUCACAGGUGAUAGGGAAGAUUCAGGAGAGCAAAGUGCAAUGCCUAAAACAGCACCAGAUGACAGAGAGAGAACCAGCAGCAGUUCAACCACGGCUAAAACAUCAGUAACAUCACAUUCAUCACCAUCUAAAAUUGGUAUGGAUGGAUCCGGGGACUUUGACACAGAAGAUGAUCAAUUGUCUCCAACAUUUGAAGCAUCUGCUGAGGGUAUAUCAGAAUUACCAACAACUGAAGCAAAUAAAGAGGUUUUUGUACAAACUGAUGAAGCAGAAAUCAGUUACACCACAAAGAGCCCACUGGAUUACUCAAGUAUAGGAACAGUUACACAAAUCAUGCAAGAUUCUCAGGCUACAUCAACAGUUUCUACAACUUCUACAAAAAAGGACAUUACAGCUCCAUCUUUAGAGCUUGGUACUGAUGGCACAGAGGAUACUACAGUUGAAAUGGAAGGAAGUACUGAAGAAGGUGGUUCUGGUGAUGGGGUGUCCAGUGAUGAAGUUGAAUCGCAUCCUCCUUCUCAAAGUCCACCAACAGUUGAUACAGUGCCGAUCUCACAAUCAGUGUUAGUUGGGGAAAGUGAGGGAACCAAGUUGCCAAUGACCAAAACUACUGAAGAGUCAUCAUCAUUUGUUCCCACCUCAGCUUUGACAAGUUCAAUGAUUGCCUUCACCACUAAAUCAGCAGACCAUGGUGAUCACAUGUUUACAACUAUACCACCAACUUCUGUCAUUGGUGUAACAGAAUCAGAUGUUUUCAGAGAGCAAGCCACCACCAGCAGCAGAUCACUUUCACAGACCACUGAUUCAGCUGUAACAGGUGAUGAGCUCUCUGGAACCCUUGAAACAACCUCAAUUGCUACUCAUUCAUUUAAAACAGAUCAAAGUUCUGAUUCUCACUUCAGCACUACUAUGCAUUCAACAAAACACACAUAUUUGGAAGGAUCUGGGACCUCAGACUUAGAAGGCUUUGAGGAUGAGAUGUUGGAAACACCAACAACAAAAGCAACUAUGGAAUUUUCUGUAAGAACAGAUGAGGCUGAAACCAGUGAAGGCAGGAGCACAUCAACAAUUCAUGAUCUAACAGUUGAAAGUUCUACUCAUUCCACAUUGUUCAAAUCUGAGUAUACAUCAACAGUGUCUUCCAGUCCAGUUCAUGGACAAUACAUGACUUCAGCAUUAGAUGGUGGUAGUGGAGAUGCAGAGGACAAUGCACCUGAAAAUGAAAUUACUGGAGAUGAUGGAUCGGGGAUGCUUAAUGUUUCAACAGAAACAUCUGAAGUGUCACUUCACACAAUUGUCAGAGAGGUGACAUCUGUGCUACCCACCUCAACUUUGACAGGGACAGUAGUCGCCCCCACAAAUGAGGAAGUUGGUGGAACAAGUGCAACACCAGUGCUGUCCAGCACAGCUUCAGUAUUGGAUCACACUGGAACAGAUGACCAACAGAUAACAACACAUUUAACAAAAGAUGGACUAAGCUUUACCACUGCUGUCACUAGAAGUUACACUGUUGAAACAACUACGCAAAGUGUUGCAUCCAGUGAAGUUCAAACAUCAGAACGUGAACUGGUCCACAUUUCAACCACACAGUUUACCCUUGAGGGGACAUCAGACAAUUUAGAGAUGUCUACUUCUACAAAGGAUUCUUCAACCAUGACUUUGGAUGAAGUCAACACCCAGUCAUCCACAGAGUCAGUUCAGAGCUCUCAAACUCCUCAUCUCUACCAGCAAACCACAGACCACCAAUAUACAACAGCAAUCCCCUCUAUUAGUGAGAUUAGAUCUGGCUUACCUAGCACAAGGCCUCAAGGAACAAGCAGUGUUUUCCUUUUCCCAGAAAAUGAGGAUGAACUUCUUUCACCAGUUACAGACAGUAUGAGAGACACUAGCAUUAAAGUAGAGCAUUUUACCAAGAAUGACAUCAUUGAUGCUGACACAGUUUCUAUUUCAGAGCUCUCGUCACUUUUUUCCCCAACAAUCAAGACUGAGGAAGCUUCAGAUGUAACACCAGUCACCAUGACACUACCAUCCUCCAGCAUAUUGACAACAGAUCAUGAAGGAUCUGGGACAGAUAAUCAUUUAUUUUCAGAGCCUAAAAUACCAUUGCCAGCCACAGAAGGACUGAUGGCUGGUGUAAAAACUACAGCUUUUGGCUCAGCUGAAUCUUUGUCAAGUAGCUCCAUUAAAGAAGAGGACUCAACAUCAUCAGAAUAUACUAAAACCAUUGCAACCUCAAAGGGCAUGACUCAUGAGGCAUUCACAUCUUCAUACUCUGGUGAAACAAUCCAAUAUUCCACUCAGAGUACCUCACAUUCAAGGUUCAGCACAUUGCAUCACUCGGAUGUCACUCCUCAUCCCAGCAGCACCAGCAAAUACUUUCCAGGUCACACCACCUCCUAUCGUACCCACAGCACACAUCAGCCCACAUUUACCACCACUCAUCCCAUCUCCACUACCACACACCACAGUGAUGCUAUUACCAGAUCUAGUCACACUAACACUGAUCAUCCUAAAACAACCUCACAUUCAGUGUCUACCACAGUUCAUGCUGCAUUUAGUACAACACAGGCAACAUUCAAGACUGGUGAAGCUUUUACAACAGAAUCUACAACAUUGGAGGGAAAAGUCUUAGACAGAACUUCCAUUCCAUUCACAGGAUUUGAAGGUUCUAGUGAAGGUUCGGACCUGGGUGAGCAAAUUCCUACAUCUACACCCCGUCUAGCUUCCUUGUUAUCUGCCUCUACAAGUAGUCUACCACCUGUUGAUUUGACUCCAUCCAAAGAAGACUCUACAGUGGAUGAUACUUCAACUUCAACACUAGAAUAUGAAACUGUUCAACCUGAUAAAAGUACCAGCUCUGGACAAAAUGCAGUUUCGUCAGUCACUGCAUCACAGAAACCAUCAGGAGUUUCUUUUGUUGAUGAGUCAGAAACAGGUAGUACACCUGAUAUGGAGAGUCCUACUGCAGGUGAAUUAACUACAAUGUCUCCUGAGUCAGAAACCAAUGAGCUAUUUGGUACAUCUAAUGGUACACCUAAGCAUUUUGUGACCACCAUGCAGCCUAAAAUACAAACUAGUGAGUCUCUACCUGAAACUGACGUUGAAAAUGCCACACAAGCAACUGCUGAAUACACAGUAACUGACACAAUGACAACAAGAGUAGAUCAAGGAUUGGAGGAGAUAACAGCAGAGACAGAAUCAAGAACCUCAGAGAGACCACUGCUGGAGACCACCACAUGGAAGACAACAAGUCAAUUUAAUUUAUCCACAGAGGAAAGCUCAGGUGAUGAGCCAAUCGAAACAACAGUCUUUCCCAAAGUUACCACAGCCCACCAUUAUCUUUCCUCCACCGGUUCUGAGGCUAGUGCAUCGACAAUAUUCCCAACAUCAGUCCCUUUCAAAAUGACAGUCACUUCUCAGCCAUCUACAGAUACAGAGACAGAGGAAGAAACUGAAAUGUCUAGGCCCCACAUUGGAACCACACAUUCUACAACUUUGCUGUCUUCAGUUACACAUAACACAGAACUUGUAGGUACAUCCACUGUCAUCCCCACAUUUGAAGAUCAAACCAAGGCAGAGACAGAUACUGAUGCAACUGAUGAAUCCUUUGUAUUAGAGUCCAAACCAGUUUUUAGUUCUUCUGAGACCACCUCACACUUUGAGAGCACCUCCCAAUCUGAGAGUGAAACCUUUGAAUCAAGCUCAACUGUUAUUCCCAGCAGCAUAAGCUCUGAGAAGCCAAGUGUUUCAGAGACAGUUCCUACUGAGAUGUCCACUAUGUCUUCCACACAGCAUUUUACUGUGGUAGUGGCUCUGGGCACAGAGAAAGGCACUUUGCCAGAAGGAAGUGAACGAGAUUUUGAGGACCACGCUGAUGACCACACAAAUCAAUUCACAAGUCAGUCCCCACCACUGUCUAGCAGUUUAGAAAGCAACAAAGAGCUGACUACUACCCUUCCAAGGUCUAGUGAGAUUCAACAAGUCAUUUUACCAUCAGCUACCACACCAACACUUCUACAGCCUGAUGAUUCCGACUCUAGUCCUGGCGGUGAGGAAACUGUCUCAGAGGUACAACAGGUAGUUGGCCAAACUAAUGAAACUGUGACUCCUAGAACAGAGGUUCAAGAAAAUAUAGAUGAAUCAAGCCAACACACAACAUCACCAAUGUUAUCGGCUAAAAUCACUACUGAAUCAGUUACUGCCGAAGAGCAUAGUGAGAGCACUGUUACUGAAAAGUCUGAAAGUGUAGCAACAAGUGAUAUAGCGAAUCUACAAUCUGUGGCCCUUACUGUUGAAAAUUCAGAAUCAAGUAGUACAUCUUUUGUGGAGAGCUCUACUACCAGUGAAUUAACAUCAGGUACAUCAGCCAACCCCAUCACAAAUGAGACAGUGGACUAUGAUGCUACAUCUACACCUGAUCUUAAUGCUACUGCAUCCACCACUGAGUAUGAGAGUGAGACUAAUAUUGAGACCACCACACAAUCUGAAAUGAGGACUGGACACUUUGAACCCAAGAAUGAAACUGGCUUUGAGGUUACUACAGAAUACGAUAUCAACACCCAAACACAAACUGUAAAAGAUGAUGAAACCAAGACAUUCUCAACAGAGUCAGUCACCAAUGAAGUGUUGGGCUAUGAUGCCACAAAUAAACCAGUUCUAAAUGCUACUUUUACCAUCAUUGAGCAUGAAAAUGAGACUAAUAUUGAAACCACCACCCAAUUAGAUUCUGAAUCCGAAAAUGAUUCUUCCAUUGAAGUUACCACACAAUACAAUACUAACACCCAAACGCAAACUGUAAAACCUGAAGAAACCAAGACAUUCUCAACAGAGGACGUUGAGACUGACAAGACAGAUGAAGUAACAGCAGAAACCUCUUUUGAUACCACCACAUGGAAGACAACUAGCCCAUUAUCCUCAUCCUUAGAAGGAAGAAGUGAUCAGACCACUGAAACUGUAAGCCAAGACUCAUCUCCAGUUUUUACCAAUAUGGCCGCAGUAACUUCUGCAUCUCUGCUGUCAAAAAUGACAGGUACACCCCAGCCUUCCUCAGAAACCCAGGCAGGUUUCCAAACAACAAUCAUUUCCACGGUGCCUUUGUCCACAUCAGACAAUGAGGAGGCUACUCAAACUCUUGGGACCGCAGAAGAAACCGUCUCAUCUACAAAAGACACUCCAAAAGCAGAAGCAAUUUCAUUCAAUUCUGAAAACACAUUGUCGUCAACUGCACCUACAACAGAACAAAAAACAGAAGCAUCAACUUUUACACCUACAGUUGAAGAUCAAACCCAAAAUGAAGACCUGAACUUUACUGGACAAAAUGGCACCACUGCAUCAACAUUAAAUUCUGAGGAUACUUUGUCACCAACUGCUCCUUCAACACAGCAAAAAACAGACACACCAACAAUUACUCCGGCAGUUGAAGAUCAAACCCAAAGUGAAGCUGUGGAUUCCACCAAUGCAUCAACAGAGUCAAACACCCAAGUUACAUUGGACAAUGAUGACACAUCUAGACCUCUUUUAAUCGAGUCUCAACCAGAUUUGAGUCAUCCUAAGACCACCACCCAAUCUGAGACAGAGACAGACUUUGAGAGUACUGCGCUUCCUGAAAUCGAAACCUCAGAAACAAGUUCAUCUAUUGCUACCAGCAGAUACAGCACAAGUUCCGAGAGCUCAAGCAUCUCUGACCUAAGUCCUUCCACACCUUAUGACAGUGCCCCAGAAGGAACCACACUGUCUAGAUACGAUGGCUACGAUGGCACAAUAUCUGCUACUAGUGCCACAGAAAACAGUGUAGAAGAAGCAACCGCCUCUGUUCCAUCAUCUGAUGAGUCAGUUCAACCGGUCAUUUUAUCCUCCUCAGUUACCUCAGAACCACUGUUCCAGCCUCAUAAACCCGACUCCGGGUCUGUUGGUGAUGAAACUGUAUCACAGAACCUACAGGCAGUCGGCCACAUUGAAGAAGCUGUAACUCCUAGAACUGAGAUACCUUUUCUGGAAACUCUGGAUUAUACAUCAUCACCCUCUGGAACUGGUUCUGAAGAAGAUAUAGGCGACCCCUCAUUGGUCGAGGCUCUACCCUCUAAUCCACAUGUGCAGAGUGCGACGCCCAUACCUACGGAACACACUGAUCUGGGAUACACAGUCAUUGGAGAGACGUUUGACAUUCCAGGUGUUUAUUCAUGCACUAGUGAUUCCUGUCUUAAUGGGGGCUCAUGUGUUACAAUGGGUAAUACUCAAACCUGCAGCUGUCUACCUGGAUUCAGUGGGGAGCAUUGUGAGAUAGACAUUGACGAGUGCCACGACAACCCGUGUCUCAAUGGAGGUACCUGUGUGGAUGGGGUGAAUUCCUUUAGCUGUGUGUGCUUACCGAGUUACACAGGAGCGCUCUGUGAGCAGGAUACAGAAACAUGCAGCUAUGGCUGGCACAAGUUCCAGGGCCAUUGCUAUAAGUACUUCCCCCACAGACGCACCUGGGACUCAGCCGAGCGCGAGUGUCGCCUCCAGGGUGCUCACCUUACCAGCAUUCUCUCCCAUGAAGAGCAGGACUUCAUCAACCGGCUUGGCCGCGACUACCAGUGGAUCGGGCUGAACGAUAAGAUGUUUGAAAAUGAUUUCGGGUGGACUGAUGGCCGCGUUGUGCAAUAUGAGAACUGGAGGCCCAAUCAGCCGGAUAGCUUCUUCUCCUCCGGAGAGGACUGUGUGGUGAUGAUCUGGCACGAGGACGGUCAGUGGAACGACGUUCCCUGCAACUAUCACCUCACCUUUACCUGCAAGAAAGGCACCGUGUCGUGCAAUCAGCCUCCUUUGGUGCAGAACGCUCGUACCUUUGGGCAGAAGCGGCCUCGCUACGAGAUCAACUCGCUAGUCAGGUACCAGUGCAUGGAGGGCUUCAUCCAGAGGCACGUGCCCACCAUCCGCUGCAGAGGAGACGGCUCAUGGGACCUGCCCAAAAUCACCUGCAUGACCCCCUCCAACUACCAGAGGUCGUACAGUCGCAGGUAUCAGUCCUUCGGCAGAAUCUACGGCAACCAUCGGAGGAGAUCUGCAGAAAAAUCAGAUUCACCCCAGAAGCACCAUCGUCAUGCUUCAAAAGACAGCCGGACCAAACCUUAAACUCGCUACGACACGUGUGCUCCCAGCGACGAGUCUUUUCUUCGAGGGAGCACUAACAGAGACUCUUUAAACUCCACAUGAUGGACCUUCAUGUGAUUUGAACGACCAUAGAUGCAUAAGUAUAUAUGGAAACAGGACAAGGACAAUGAUCUGAGGUUUAGAUACUGGAAUCAAUGCAGUGCCUUUUCAGUAUUUGCAAAAAAAAAAUCUUUCAGUGUUUCCGCUGGAUGACUGAUUCUCUGCUAGAAAAUGUACAAAACUCCUUUCUAUUUCUGCUUAGGAUCACACCGUGCCUUCUUUGUUGAACGCAGAAUGCUUAAAUGCAGAAAAAUCAGCAGGUUUUGUAGAUCCGCAAGAGCCACAAAGAUCAGACAAGAUGCAUUUAUUGACUCUGAGCCAAAAAAUGUCCCAGCACACAUUUUUGAGGAGGUUGUGGUUCCAUGUUUUCUUAUGAAUGAUGAGACACAAGUGUUCUUUAGGUCUGCAAAAAUGAGAACCAUCCUGAAGAUGCACUUUUUUAACACUAAAUGAGGAAAAAAACUACUACAGAAACAGUAGUUCAAUGUGAGCUUUGGUUCUUGAUUAUUGAUGCACUCUAGAUGCAAGAAAUCUCAAAUUCAAAAACAUAAAAUAUUAAGAAAAUUAAAAUAUAAAGAGCACAGUAUGUUGUUUAGUUGUAGAAGAUACGUAAAAUGACCUGUUACAGAAAUUACAGGAGUUUUGGUUCUUGUUCCAUUACAGAAACUUUAGUUGCACACUGUAAGGAAACUCAAAAUCAAAAAUUAAUUAAUCAAGAAAACAUAGCUUUCUGUUCAAAACUAGUAAUUUUUUAAAGAAAUCUCACCAAAAACAAUUCACCACAAAAGAGCAAAAAAAAAACAAAUCUUUUCAAAAGAAAACUUAAGUGCCUUGAAUGAGACAGCGAAGUCUAUUAAAGACUAUUCUGAGGCCAUUUUUUGAUUCAUCUCGCUCUACAACGAAGACAAGGUUUCACUUACAUGUAACUCCUUCAGUUUUAAUCCUUAAACUUAACUUUUCUUCUAAUCCUUAUAAACGAGCUGCUGCGCUCCCAGCUUUCCUAAUGCUUUCAUGACGUCUCUGGAUGAUGUAAAACUACUUUUUGAGAGAAUGUACUUUGUGAAUUGCUCAACAAGACUUGAACCAAAUGCCUUUUUAACAGCAUGCAUGUAAUUUAUUUUAUGAUUUUUUUUUCAAGCUGCUCUUCAUCUUCUUGUGGUUGGGUUGCAGUUGGAAAUGCAACAUCUCCGAUAUUUAACACGUCCUGGCAAUGCAGAUUCAUACGGAGGACUGUCGCCAAAAGAACGACCUGUGACUGAUAGGAUAUUCGCUAAUCAGACACACAGAGGAAAUGGAAACUGACACAACAUUAGGGGUGUUUUUAUUUUUUAUUCGAUGGACUAUGUUCAACAGAACCCACCAAAUCUAUAAUCCAGUACAGCUUUGCUUCACAGAAUAUCUUCACUGCACAUCUUCAUUCAUAAUCAUGGGCCACGAUCCACCAUUUGUUGUUCAUCCCAAGUGUUUUUUUUUUUUUUUUUUCAAUUUAUUUGAAUUCUUUUUUGUGUUUGUCAGUUGUGUUUUACUCGAAAAUGCACAUAUCUUUUUAUAUUUAUAGUAUAACAUGUUUAUUGUAUAAUGUGAAUGUCUGGGGUUGUGUGUGGAAAAAAAAACUAUUGUAAGAAAAGUUGCUUUUUAUACCUACCAUUUGUCACCAAAGAGAAAAAAAGAAAGUUUAUUCCAUUCA